This is a messenger RNA of Penicillium cosmopolitanum, 1230 nucleotides long. Its product is annotated as tellurite-resistance/dicarboxylate transporter family protein. The record is from RefSeq and is a predicted model, not a curated record. The transcript has a single exon. Gene Ontology annotation, biological process: malate transmembrane transport. Gene Ontology annotation, molecular function: malate transmembrane transporter activity. Gene Ontology annotation, cellular component: membrane. The coding region runs from base 1 to 1230 and encodes 409 amino acids. Lineage: Eukaryota; Fungi; Ascomycota; Eurotiomycetes; Eurotiales; Aspergillaceae.
AUGUCUCACCCAGGUCUGCUCGGCGUCGAGGCCUACGAGCUCCCACCACACUCCUCCCACUCCAACCACUCCGACACACCAAUCCUCGAUGACACGGAAGAGAAAUCCUCAAGCUUCAACAAGCACAUUCAUCUGAGCUUCCACCAGCGACUCCGCCAUUUCACUUGGGCAUGGUACACCCUAACAAUGAGCACAGGCGGCCUAGCCCUCCUCAUAGCCACACAACCCAACCGCUUCAAAGGCCUCGACGAAAUCGGAAUAGCAAUCUACCUAUUCAACCUCAUCCUCUUCGCCCUAGUCUGCUCUCUAAUGGCAGCCCGUUUCUUCAUCCACGGCGGCUUCGUCCAAUCUCUCAAACACGACCGCGAAGGCCUCUUCUUCCCAACCUUCUGGCUAUCCAUCGCAACAAUAAUCACCGGACUAGAAAAAUACUUCGGCGACGACCCAGCUCCCUCCUUCUCCACAACCCUAGAAGUCCUCUUCUGGCUCUACUGCGUCUGCACCUUCGCCGUCGCAACACUCCAAUACAGCUUCCUCUUCACCUCACACAAAUACCCUCUCCAAACAAUGAUGCCCUCCUGGGUCCUCCCCGCCUUCCCCAUAAUGCUAAGCGGAACAAUCGCCUCCGUCAUCGCAGAGCGCCAACCCGCCCGCUCCGCCAUCCCCGUCGUAACAGCCGGCAUGACCUUCCAAGGCCUAGGCUUCUGCCUCAGCUUCAUGAUGUACGCUCACUACAUCGGCCGCCUAAUGGAAUCCGGUCUUCCAAACCGCGAACACAGACCCGGGAUGUUCAUCUGCGUCGGACCACCAGCCUUCACAGCACUCGCGCUAGUCGGCAUGGCGCGCGGCUUACCAGCUACAUUCAGCGUAAUGGGAAGCGUGGACACAGCCGAGGACGGACGAACAUUGGAAGUUUUGGCUCUGGCUGCCGGGUCGUUCCUUUGGGCGUUGAGUUUGUGGUUUUUCUGCAUCGCGCUUAUUGCGGUUGUUAGGUCGCCGCCGACUGGGUUUCAUCUUUCUUGGUGGGCGAUGGUUUUUCCUAAUACGGGUUUCACGAUUGCGACUAUUACGCUUGGGAAUUCUUUUGAGAGUAAGGGGAUUCAGGGAUUUGGGUCUGCGAUGUCGAUUUGCAUUAUUGUUAUGUGGAUCUUUGUUUUUGUUAGUCAUGUGAGGGCUGUUGUUAAGCAGGAUAUUAUGUAUCCUGGUAAGGAUGAGGAUGUUUCUGAGUGA